Megachile rotundata (alfalfa leafcutting bee) is the source of this 2431-nucleotide messenger RNA. RefSeq names its product band 7 protein AGAP004871. Gene Ontology annotation, cellular component: plasma membrane. The record is from RefSeq and is a predicted model, not a curated record. NCBI's taxonomy places the organism in Eukaryota, Metazoa, Arthropoda, Insecta, Hymenoptera, Megachilidae.
AUGGUGCACUACGGAUGCACGAAAACUGACAGUGGUGGAAUCGAAUGCUUCGUUGAGUUCAGUGAGACACCACGUUGCUCGAUAUCCUUCUCUCUUGGCACUAUGACGAGAUUCGUCGAGAUUCUUGCGACCAUAGGAUCCUUUCUGCUGGUGCUCGUUACCCUCCCGUUCUCGCUGUGCUUCACGUUCAAGGUUGUGCAGGAGUACGAAAGGGCUGUCGUGUUCAGAAUGGGACGCUUGAAGGGCGCAGCUUGCGGACCAGGAACAUUUUUCGUGAUGCCAUGCGUGGACAACUGUGUCCGAGUUGAUCUGAGGACGGUGUCUUUCGACGUCCCGCCACAGGAAGUCCUCACCAAGGACUCCGUGACAGUGAGCGUCGACGCGGUCGUGUAUUAUCGCAUAAAAGAACCACUCAAUGCCGUAAUUAAAAUAGCUAAUUACAGUCAUUCCACUCGACUGUUGGCCGCCAGUACGCUGAGGACGGUCCUUGGAACGAGGAACUUGGCCGAGAUCCUAUCCGAACGCGAAACAAUCUCGCACACUAUGCAAACGUCUCUUGACGAAGCCACGGAUCCUUGGGGUGUCAAGGUCGAACGCGUAGAAAUAAAGGACGUUCGCCUGCCAGUGCAGUUGCAACGAGCAAUGGCGACGGAGGCAGAAGCCGCAAGGGAGGCUCGGGCCAAAGUGAUUGCGGCGGAGGGAGAGAUGUUGGCUUCCCGAGCUCUGAAAGAGGCCAGCGACGUCAUUUCCCUAAGUCCAGCUGCCCUUCAGCUGCGGUAUUUGCAAACGUUGAGCAACAUUUCCGCGGAAAAGAAUUCGACCAUCAUUUUUCCGCUGCCCGUCGAAUUUCUGGCUUCGUUCUUCACGAGUAAUUUCCAUGCCAAGGAAAUACAGGACACUCCUCAAACGUCACCGGAGCUGCUGCCUUCGAAACAGUUGAAGGUUCAUUCGGAAGCUGAUAAGAACAAGUUUAAAGCAACGAAGUAGGAAGGUGAGGAAUUACGUAUGUAAUUACGUAUCGCCGUGCGUUAGCCACGAAUCGGUGCGGAGAGCAAAGAAAAGGAAUUUCGUGAUCUUCGGUCGGCACGUCGAGUUAAUUACAGGCUCUUUGAUUGAUCGAUUAGCAGAUAUACUUGAUCGGAAACCGAUAUGUUGGUAAGCAGAACUCGACGAGCUUACUGGUCGUCAAAGCGUGCCUCCCUUUAAGUAAAUUUCACGAUCCCAUCCCAUCCACGUGUUUCAUCCGUGCAAAUCGCACGCUUGUCAUAUUUGUUCGGCUUGGUUUUCUACGUUUUAUCUGACGUUCUCGCGCUGUACAAAGAAAAUAUACUAAUUGAACUUACCGAUCAAACGAUAAGACGACUACUUUAAUUACAGGUUAUCGAACGAGUGUUGAUCGGGAAGGAAAUCGUUUAAUUAAAAAUAAUCGAACUCGUUUUCUCCGGUAAAACGCCGGAUGAACGAACAAGCAACGAACAGAGAGAAUAAAUUUCAAUUUUUAUUAAAUUCGGCCGGAGCUGUACUGCUUUCCCUUCCGUUUUUAACAGAACGAAAUAUCCAGAGGGUAAUGUAUGUAGAAUGUUUUAUAAACAACGGAGGAGCUUUAACCCGGACUAUUAUUUACGCGGGAAAUUCUUGUAUGAGUUAUGGCGCUUGUUAACCGUGCCACGACACAUGGGCAUAGCCAGGAUUAAACAGCUUCCGCCGUUGCGUGAAAAAACUCCGAGGAAGUAUCCUGUUAGAAAUAAAAGGAAAAGGGGAUAAUUCAUUGUGAACACGGAGAUUACGGUGACGGGCUCGAAAUCGAAUAAAUAAACGUCGUUGCCUUGGCACUCUUCUCGUUGCAGAGGAUAUCCGAUGCAAAUCUCCGAGCAACUUUCGAAAGUUUUGACGACCAACGAUAGACUCGAUUAGAAUUUUCUUUGCGAUCAAAACUUUUAACAAAUCGAUGUCGUUCGACCGACUAUAAUACAGAAACGAGCGUUUCGUCGAAAAAUGUUCGCGUUCGAUGAAACGCGUGACUGUAUACGACGAUGCAAUUGCCGGAAAUUGAGUACUUCCGCGGUUUCCGUCAGCAGAAACUAAUAUUGAAGAGCGUAAUUAAUAAACACGGUAGCCCGCAGGAUAUUAAUUCCUUUGGCUCAAAUAUUUGCCUGCGAAAUUAAUUCGUACUCACUACAGCGAAAUGUCACACGGACACUCGUAAUCCAGUCAAAGAGAUAACCAUCGAGAUACACAGCAAUUAUGUUUAUAACCGGGAGAGCGACGUUUCGUCGAUCAUUCGCGUUCAACUUGAACGGCAACUCAUCCUUGUGCUCCGCUAACAAAACCGAGCACGAGGAUAAAUGUAACCGUGAAACACGAUUUUCCGAAUAAAUUGUCUCGAAAGUAAAAGCAUGUACGUUUGAAAAUAUAUUCGAUGAUCGACGUA